Messenger RNA from Alternaria infectoria, 1905 nucleotides. RefSeq lists its product as uncharacterized. The record is from RefSeq and is a predicted model, not a curated record. The coding region runs from base 1 to 1905 and encodes 634 amino acids. Lineage: Eukaryota; Fungi; Ascomycota; Dothideomycetes; Pleosporales; Pleosporaceae. The transcript has a single exon.
AUGACAUCCUUCAACGGCCCUUGGUCAGGCGAUCUCGACGCGUUUAAGAAGUCGGUGCAGUCGAUGCCAGAUCAGUACAAGUCGUCCUUUGCUGCCGCUUCCAAGAGCACUCUCGAAAAGGUCUGCGACCCAGGUGUCCUUCAUAUCUGGGAGACCGACUCCGAUAUCGACAGCCUUCUCCAACUCACGUCGGUCAUCGCCAAGCUGUGCGACCUCGGCGUGCGCAAGAACAAGGGCGCGAACGAAAGUGAUGGCAGUAUGCUGAUCAUUGCUGAAGAGAGUCGAAGUAGGAACAACUUCGGUCGCAUCUGCCAGUUGGUUGAGUAUCUGACUGGAGCUGAUGGCAAGAAGCAUCUCGAAGGCACCGUGGCGGUGUUCAGCAAGAUUGUCAUAGUGAGGGGAUGGGAUAACGGCGUUCUAUCUGGACAGCAGGAGGCGCUCGAGAAGACAGUGAAGAGAGUCAACACGGCUGUCGAGCAAGUACUGAAGAUGGGCGGAUUGCAGAAGAUAGUCUGGCAUCACGGCGCUGUACUGCACUUCCUGCUACAGUGGAUCAACAUGACAACAUCUCCUCUACGAUCCGCUUUAUCUGCAAUCACCGUCACGGGAUCCCUCAACCUCGCAGACGGAAUAGCACCUUCGGUAUCUGGACGAGCGAACAAACUGCCAGAUCUCGAGCGCCUGGAACAGUUCGCGAAGAAAUUAGACACACCCAUUGUCUUCCUCGAUGCACCUAGUCAGUUGCUUAACUUCGAGUAUCUCGGUACGUAUGUGUACUACUACGCUUACUACAUCAACACGUUCCUUCCUACCUCGCUGUCGCGACCUCACCUCCACAAAGCGCAAGAUGAGCUCGUUACCUUUGCAUUCCGACUCCGCGCUGCGAGUGAAGGCAGGUACGGCAGUGACGCAGUAAAGAUGGUGCAGAAGCAUCUCGAUGCGAGCAAGGCGAAACACUGGGCAAGGAUGUGCGUGAGCAAAGACAACUACGAGAAGAGCAAGUGUCGUGCAGCCGGCAAAGACGAAACCAUACACCACGCUGUUCAGCUAGCAGAUAGCCCAUUCGCCCUUCUAGCCCACGGCGCGGGAGUACCUGCAUUUGCCAGGCUAGCAGUCGGACCCGCCUCUGCUUCCGCACAAGAUAAUUACACCGCAGCGCCCGUCAAUAUCGCCUUCACUAAGUCGCAAAUCCGACCUACCAGCCCAGCGACCUUCCACAUCCUCAUCCCACAGUCAUCCCAGGAUCUCGAAAAAGUCACGAACCGCGUUCAGGGCCUCAUGAUGGCCGUGCUAGAGCGCGUAAGACAGGAGAAAGGUAACCCUGUGCUCGGAGACACGGAGAAAGGGAUGUGGAAUGCGGUUGUCAAGGCAUGUGAAUGGGCGAUUGGAGGGUGUGACGAGAGUAAGAUGCCUAAAGGUGUGGCGAAGAAAGUUGGAUUCGUUAAGGGCAAGUUGAGGGAGGGGACUUGGGGGUUCGCGCUGAACCCACCGAAAGAUGUGGGGAAGACGGCUACAACUAACGUGGCUGCGGUGGCUGCGAUGCCGGAACCUAAUCGAACAUAUGGGUUUGGACAGAAUACGCAGCAGACUAGGGGGUCGCACCUGGCAUAUAAUGGGGCUGAGCAGCAGCAGCAGCAGAUGCCGCAGCAAGGCUAUGGAGGGGGAAUGCCACAGGGGCCUAUGCCGAGUCCUGUUCAAGGCGCUGCGUAUGCUCAGCCGGUGCCUGGCCAGAUGCCAGCGCAAGGUAUGUACACUGGUGGUCAGGGUCAAGGUCAUAUUCAAGGUCAAGACUAUGGUGGUGGUUACUUCCCUGGCGGACAAAGUGCGGUGUUGCCGUCGCACCGUGGAUUUGAACAUGGGGGAAGGGGCGGUGGAUACCCACAGAGCAUGGGUGGCCCUUGGUGA